AAGAAGCAAGUGAAAGAAGUGUCCAAGAGCUAUUAGGCGACAUACAAUUUUUUGGACUUUUUCAUAGUUAUUGAUAUAUAUAUAUUUUUUUUUCUAACCCAAAGUUCCAUUAACAACGACUUUCUAUGUGUUAAGUCAAUUGAAAAUAAUCAAAGUUCGAAAUACUGUUAAGUCAUUGUUCAUCAACCCAACAAGAAAAAAAAAAUAAACAAGUUUGAAAUCUGGAUGUUUUGCUCAAGCACUCAUAAAACAAUAGCGCGAAAAUCGGUCAAGUACAACGAAAAACAAACUCUGGAUUCAGACAUCAAAAUAAUAGUAUCAAAAAUAUUUACUUUUGUGAGUUGUUGCAGCCGCGCUGUACAGGCGAAUCGUUGUAGCAGAAGUCGAAAUUGUCCUGCCGUAAAUCGCCAAGUCUCCCGUGGACAAUGUUAACCACAGCGCAGCACCGAGGCAUAUGUAGCACAACACCGAUAUCAACCCGUAAUGUGUUAUUUUUAAUGUUUGGCGCUCUGCUAGCACUGCCACCAACUCAGCCCUCCACUUUAGAUGAAUUUUACGUUCAACCAACACCAGCGCUACAUGCCGCUAAAGGAGAUAUAACGACGGUUUUAUUGGUUAAUAAUGAAAACAGUGGACGUAACGGUCAUUUAGGCCACUUUGUAAAUGUGCGUCCAGAAGUUGGCUUUUUAAAGUCAACCGCACGCACCUUUAUACAGGAAGGCGUAACAACAGAAUAUGCCACUCAAAUAGUGGGCACAACGCUGGAAAAUGGACGUUUAUAUGCACAAGUCUUAAAGAAAAGUUCAAGAGUGUUCUACGACAACGGCCAACUACCGCAUCAAACGUUUGUUUCGCCUACAGUUGUUACCAGCUGGGUGGGUGAUAAUUUGGAAUUGCAAACUAAAUCCCUGUUAGAGAAUCAUAAUGAUCUAUUCAACGCCGAUCAGCCAGAUUGGCAAGAUAUUGAUGAUCGUUUACUAAUUGACGGUGGUAGUGCUUUUGUUGGUAAUACUGAUUUUAUUGAUGUGAGCGAGAUAAAGAAAAAACAACAAAUGUUAGUUACCACUUUGGUUUCAGCGGUUCCCGGCUAUAUUUCGGCAAACUUUAGUAAUAGCAACAACAAUGGACACAACGUUGAGGCAAAUGGGCUUGCAGUUAUUCCUUUGCACAUAGCAAGUCGCUUAGGGCAGUUGGAAGAGAACGCUCGCGAAUUGGCAGUGAAUAAAGUUUUGCCCAUUGGUGACUUACCCACAUAUACCGUUCGUAAUCAUUUCUCGCCAAGUGGCUUUUCCACAGCAAACACCAUAAAACAAGUACAGUUAUCUCAGCAUUCAGUAGAAAGCGAAGACAGAAAAUCUUCACGUUUAUUUAAAAGUAUUAACAAUAAUGAAUUGUACUUCAAUCGCUCACCAAAACAUUAUUACCAACAAUUGAAAAGUGUUAAUGGUAAUAUUAGUAGUUCAUUAAAGCCGCCCCACACAGCAGCACUUUUCACUAGGCAAUUUUCGACCACAACAUAUUAUGGAUUCGCGGAUUUUACCACUAUUGUAGGUGAUAGUGUAAUUGUUUUUUCUCCAAGUACUUACUCACAAAACAUAAAUUUGGGUCACGUGACUUCUAUAAAAGGCGAAGCAACUUUGGAUGGUGGUGGCAUUAAAAACGCCCAGGUAUCUACUGUGGCUAUAAGCAUUAAUACAGAAUUCAUAGCACCCACAUUAGCUGCAAACACGCAGUUUUUAGAAACUGUUCAAGUAAAUAAUUUAAGUAAACAGCAAGAUGAUAGUUUGAGCAUAUAUUUUAUGUCUACCAUAAUGCCAUCGCAGGGACCAAAAGAGAUCUCACAUGAAGUGGCAUAUAGUGGGGACGAUCAAUUGGAAAUAUCCCAUGUGGGUGUUGUAAUAAGUAAUGCUACAAGCAGCAUUAAUGUAGAAAAUGAAGUAAAUAAGUCAAUGAGCUUGGGCGAAAUCAUACUCACUGUUGACAAGCAGACGUUGGUGACAACGGCUACAUAUUCCCGCCCUUCUGAUCAGGAAGUUUUGGAAAUAUACGCCUCUCUUUCGCGCGCAGAGGCAGCAAGCAAGUCUGCUACGCAGACAAAAAUUGCACCAACGGCAGUUAAGGAUGAGGAAAUGUCUACUGACCAGUUAGUUCUUGAAAGAAAUAUAAUUACGACGGGUUUAUCUGUACAAAGCAGUGAAGACCGCAGCUCUGAAGCAACUAAUGCGGAUGUUUCUCUGCUAAGUGCUAGUUCCUCCGUGAAGAUCUUAGGCGGCGCAACUACAAUAUUUUUCGAAGACGACCCCUUUGCUAACUUUGUUGAACCAACAUCUACUUUGAACUUGAAAUAUGCACAAGUGCAUAAAGAUGUUAUAGUGGUAACUGAUACCACUGAUAUGUUAGAGGCAAAUAGAAUACAACUUGAUUACGAAACAACAACCAAUAGCCAAACAACGAUGGAAGAAUACGAAGAUAUCAAUGACGCAAUCACCAGAGAUCUGCCGAAAAUUAUUGCAAACAAUAACUUUGAGGAAGAAAAGAGCGUAGAAGAGCACAAUUCUUUUAAAACUGUAGAAACAGAUGGCAGUGAUGGCCAGCCGGUGUGGCCGCCGACCAAUGUCAGUCUGAUGGAAAUCGUUGUCAAUGAUGAUAUUGUUGAAUUCAAGGACUGCAUAAGAACUUCACAGACUUUUCUUACGCAAAAAGCGACAACAACAACUCAUUUAAACACGGUAUACGAAGCCAUACCUGGUUCACAAGAGGAAAAUAAAACAGCCAAAAUUGAAACUUUAAUUCUGCCUACCUUCGAUAUUUUAGAAACAACUAAGCACUAUUGUAUAAAACCUAAAGCAACCAAAAUAAUAACAGCGACAAACAAUCUAACUGAAAGUAUUGCGAUAAUGGAGGUAGAAGAUACUUCCCAGUUAGAAAAGCCACAGCUACAGCUUGUUAAUGAAACAGAAGUUGAAGUGUUGAAUGAAACAAAUUCAACAACAACCGCAGCCCAAAACGAAGUAGAAUAUGAGGAAGAAGCAACAGACGCCAGCGAUGCAGGAUCCGAUACCGAUGCUGAUACUGAUAUUGAUCUAGAUGACGUAGUCUACUCGGUUGAAGAGGAUUCCGGUGAAGAGAUUGAAUUAAUUUAUAAGACACUCUAUACAACGUAUACUUACUUGACAACAUUCUUUGAUGACGGCAGUAGUACUAGUAUAUCAAGCCACACGGAAGUGUUUACCAAUGUUUUGACGUCUAGUUUGAAACCAGGCAGCGGGGAAAUAAAAUCAACUGAUUCCAUAAUAUCACCGACAGCGAACACUAUGAGUGUAGAAGAGGGAUUUAAUAUGAGGAAUCAGCAUGACCACAGCGCUAGUAAAUCUGCAAGUACCUCAAAAUUUGUACUACCGACCGAGUUGGAGAGCAUAUUGCGUGAAGGGGAAUAUACCAAAGACAGCAGCACUGAUGCUGAUGCCAUUGACGAGAAACUAAGCUUUACCACUGCCGUUUUAGAUAACAACAAAGUAGUGAAAACAUACUUUACAACCUAUACGUAUUACACAACUAUAUUUGUAGAGGGUGAAACAGAAACCAUGUCCAGAACCGUGGUGUACACAAAUUACGUUACAGACUCUAUAGCGCCUACCACUGUGUUUGAAAUUAAUAAAGCAACACAAGCACAAGUAACUGACAUGCCGGUCGAUAGAUCUACAGAAGUCACAAACACUAUUUUAGCCAAUAAUGUUAGCAGUUUAAAUGGAGUGAAAGAAAUAGAAGAAAACAUGUCGAAUGACCAUCAACUAUUAAGCUAUAGCACUAUGAUCCGCACGCAUGCCGUAUCUACUUAUAGCAAUCAGUCAGAGCCUGAUCUUAACAACUAUACAUCUGUUACUCUAGUUACUGAUGUGCGGUCCAGCAGUUCGAAUGGCGAUCACCAUAUUAUUAAUCAAAAGCUUGAUUCUGUGGAUGACCAGAUAAGUUCGGAGAGUAAUACAGACGAAAUAAGGCCAUCACCUACAUUGCUGUUACAGACGAGUUUCACCACCUUUACGUACUAUACAACCAUGUAUAACAAUGAUGAUACAAAUGUAGUUAGUCGCCUAGAAACAAUAACCAAUGUAGUUACCGAAACAUUGCAGCCGAGCAAAACUGAAAGUAUUGACGAAGCAACGCUACCUAUAACAUAUUUCACCACUUUCACCUACUGGACGAAACUAGCAAAGUAUGGGGAAAUAACAACUCUUAGCAGAGAGGAGACAAUUUCAAAUAUCAUUCCACCGAGUUUAAUACCAUCAAUAUCUGCUUUGAUUACAAUCAGUUCUUCAUUAAAUAGUUACGUACCGCUAGACAUAAGUACAACAAUUGGAGAAGCAAUUGCUGAUGCAACUGAUAAUCAAAUAGAUAACUUUUCCAGUGGCUUAUCAGAAGAUUCGAUUAACGUACCAAUAAAUGCUGACGAAAUACAUAAGACAGAGAUCUUUGAGCCCACGACUUACUAUACAACUUAUACAUAUUACACCACUUCAUACGAUGUUGAUACGACAAUUACAGAUUCACGUUUCGAAACAGUCACUAAUGUGGUCAUGCCAACACUCAUACUGCCAGAUGCAACUAAAGCAGUUGAAGAUGAUGAAGGCACUAGUAAAGUUAGCAAUAUUGAUGGUUUAAUUGAUUUAAGACCCUCCAUGAGUAAUGAAAGUAAUAUCGGCAGUACCCUAGCUCUGCCAAAAGCAGCUCUUGUGCUUUACGACCGUAAAAAGAUCAUCGAUUCGGAAGGCAUUAGUACAUUGUAUUUUACCACGGAGGUACUGCCCACUACCGCUGCCGAUGGUUCGCCUUCCGAAAUUACCAGCAGCAUGUCGAGUUUAUAUAUUGAUGAAGCGAAGAAAGCUUUGCAGCCGAGCACCAAUGCAGUCGCAGGUAAUGCGGAUGGUAGCACUGCGCGUCAUUAUAAAACGGGUUUGGUGCGGUUAAUUGAAGGCACACGAAUUGCGAACCAUACAACAACCCUUUAUCAGUCGAAAGUUAUUGGAACUUUUAUUGAGAAUCGUUAUGCUCAAAUUAUUGAGAGCACAUCUAGUUUUAUUUUUGAGACAAAUAGGUUGAAUGGAAAUAACGUUAUGGCCUCCGGUGAGGUUAUUGAACCAACACUUACACCCAUAACACCUCCAGCAAUCGAGGCCACGCAAGUAGUAACCCUAAAUGAACCGACUGCUCAUGCAAGUAUUGCAGACAAUGGCUCCGCUGAAAGUGCUACAGAUUUGCCCAUAGGCAACGAUAGCUCUAAAGACGAUGAUGAAGAUGAAACUGAUGAGGAUGAAGCCAAUAAAGGUCGUUUGCCAUUCCAAUCAAAGAAACAUACUUUUACACCGGUAAUACGCCCGUUCGCAUCACGCAACCGACCACAAUUCGCACCAAAGAAGAAGAGCGGUGCACCAAGUAGCGCAACUAUUAUAACACGUAUUGAUUUCACACCAACUAUAACUGCAACACCGGCGCUAAAAACCACCGGUCGAUUUAGCACUUUACGAAAAGGUGGACUUUAUAGUAGUCCUAUUUCGACAGGUUCACCUGUUAUUUCUAAUGCUUCUUCAUCUCGUCGAUCCUUUGGUCGGCCAAUAAAAUCCUCACAGCCUUCUGGUAGUAGUGGUGGACUAAAUUCGCCGUCCAUUUCAUUUAGUAGUGGUUUUGUCGGUAGCCGAAAUCGACUUUCGUCUUCUCCUCGUCCGCUUUUACAGUCUUCUACACGACGCGCGGGGGUUUUGAUACGGCCCUCAUCUUCUGGCAUUUUUCGGCCAGUCUUUUCAACUUCUUAUGCUGGUAAUUCACGUAUACGUGUUAAACCAACUGGUUUGGGACUACCUGGCUAUCAAAAUACGGCAACAGAGAGCAUAACUACUUUGACACCUGAUGUGAGCGGGGAAGAAGAGUCAACUACGCCUGAACUGCAAAUAAAUGACAACGAAAAUGAAGAGGGAACGCUUGAUGCCAUUCGUCGAAAUCAAAACCCUUUACUACGCUUUCGUAGACCAAUAAAUCGCCCAGCUGGCUUUACACCAGCUAGCCAGCGUACUAUUACUGGUGCGGUUUCAGCACGGCGAAAUCCUUUAACAGGGCGCGCCAAAUCUGCAACUACUCCUUCUACCACCACAACAACCACACCACAAUCGCGUCCACGCAGCUUUCAACGACCGCAAAUUGGAAACAUACCAAGCAAACCUCGCCCUCAAAAUAGCCUUUUCCCACCACGCGGACUACUUCAGAAACAAAAUAAUCAAGAAACCAAUGAAGCAAAAGAAAAUAAAAAGGAUGAAAAAUUAGAAGGUAACUUAGAUGCAGAUGACGACUCUGAAUAUGAAGACGAAGAUGAGGAGGAUAAUGAAGAUGAUGUCGAUGGUGAUAACAGCCGACGUCGUCGCUCUAAUUCCAAACAGCAUAAAUCUUCGAUUAAGGCAGUGGCAUUGGAAACAGUUAAAACCGAUAGAUAUAAAAAAUACUAUGAGAAACCUGAAAGGUCUUUACGGGUACGUCGUGAAACCGAUAAGUCGUUACACAGGCGUAGUAACUUUCGUAACAGAUUCCGUCGCCCAAAGCUUACUUCAGCUGACGAAGAACGCAAUUUUACUGAAAACGUCGAGCCUGAAACGCUACCACCGACCACAGCACCAACGCGGCCAAGGAUGAGCGGACGUUUCGUCUCGCGCUAUACGGGACUUCAUAGUACACAGGCAGCUGCGAUCACGAUAGUUAGUACAGCAAAUCAUCGUGCAAUAAGACCAACCCGACCCACAAAUGGACGCGCCCAAUUUACUCUACGUGAGAAAGAUAACAUCACAACUCAGAAAGGUUUGACGCGUGCUGGCACAAAUAAUUUUCGUCGACCACAAACUGCUGCCUCAGCUCGUCGAACAUCACCGGCGUCCACAAGCAGCACUCGCCGUUUAAAAUCAUACAAGAAUAAUUUGUCACAGGACUCAUCUGUGCGAAAUACAUCACCGAGAGGGCGUAAUAAUUUGAGUCGCACACGUACCACCAUGCGCGGUCGUAGUCGUAAUGAUUACAAUGCCGAUCUAGUUUUAGUACCUAAUGUUGGAACCAUUACCGUUACACACGUGCUACCGGCUGAAGUAACUAUACCAAUUGUAAAUGGUAAAAUAACCGAAUAUAAAAAUGUUAUUACAGCGAAGACGAGCACAGAGGUAUUGGGGCCCCAACAAUUCACUAGUUUUGUUGGUAGUAAUGGGCAGACAAUGUUGGCAUUGAUACGCGAAGACUCCAGUGUGAAUUUUGGUGGCGCCACUGAAAUCACGCAGUAUGUGCUGCACGAGUCGACGACUACAACUGUAAUAUUCACGCCAACAACAAUACGUGGGCGAAAAACAUCAUUUUCCCACAUAAUACCUUCAACUGUUUAUUCAGUGGAAAAUGUUGUUUCAACAUCACAUCCACAAAUAUCUGCGAAUGCGCCUUUGGCUAACAUAUUACUAUCACAGCUGUUACUUGGCAAUAUUGGCCUACCGCCUGCAAACCCCCUGCUUGGUGCAUUAGGCGCUGCAACUACACCUACACCUAAUCAAUUAGCAAUCGGUUCAUUAGGUACCCAUGUGAUAGCAACGCCAGUUACCGAGUAUCGCACACAUACAUCUACCUACGUUACAACGGUUUUUGAGGGAAUGUCCACUGUUUUGCCAGUAACAUUCCAGGGGAAAAAGAUAUUGACCACCGUUUAUGAUACAACGGCCCAAACAAUAACAGCUACGGAAUUUGUCACAGAUACCAUUGUAACGACUUCAACGCAACAACCAUUGAUUGCUCAGGUACCGCAAGUCAACAACUUAUUGCUACAACAAUUGUUAUUGCAACAGCAGCUACAACCACAAAUCGAACAGCUACCCAUACUACAUUCAACAGCACCACAACUGCUGCUAUCAGAUAAUAUACAGGAUCUAGACUCGAAUAAUAUCCGGCUAUCCAAUGAAAAUGAAAAUGAUAUACCUAUUAUCGAAGAAAAUCAGUCAAAUAAAGUUGUGCGGAAAAAGUCACGUAAAUCUGGCAAGUCACAUAAACGAAAACAUCAUUCAGCACAAGAUGAAGCACCAGAGGGAUCUAGUAUAAUCACGUUGUAUGUUUCUGGUCGACGUCCAGGCGAAUUUAGCACGAUUUUGAGCACUGUGCCACUGAGCUUUGAUUCUACAGUACACAAGCGUCAAGCGCUUAGUGGUGUGAAACAAACAACUAGCAUUGAUUCAAUCACUGACUUUUACGUAACAGAUGGCAGUGAAUUUGUUGAAGAGUACAUGUUGCCAGAACUGCCAGGUAAUGAGGUCAAUGACAUUACAGUGCCUCAGAUAAAGAGCGGCGAAUACAAUUCGUUCGAUCAAACGCAAUCGCUUGAGAGCAUUGUCGGGGAUGUUGAAACAUGGCUCGCUAACAUCACUCAUGCGUAUAGCGAGCAAACAACAGCUAAGUUAUUGGCGAUCACUAGCACACUGCGGAGCGAAAGAUUUCAACAGGCAGAAAGUCGUCUAUUUAACAAACCAUCGAAUACGACAAACACGCCGGUUGGAAAUAGGAAAAACUAUAAUUUUUUAGUUUAACUGACCUUACUGUGAUGUCAUCCCCACGCCAGUUCAAGGUCAUUAAUUUUGAUACGACAAGCACAAACACAGCUAUUGGUACGUGGGCUUACAGUAGCUGCAUUAAUAAUCUUAUAUGUAAGAUCAUUAAAAGCCGCACUCCGAACAGCUACAAUAUAUGCAUGCAUGUGUUCUACAAUAGAGGCAACAACAAAAAUAAAAUGGUUCAUAAAUGCUUAGGGGAUAAUAUCCUGCACAAUAUUUUCGCACGCAAGUCAAUAUCAAUAUAUAAAGAACAAAUUGCCAAAUAUUUUAGAUGCAAUGGUAUUUCGUCUGUUAUAAAAUCUAACCACACGUAUCCCAUACAUAAGAUCAAUAAUAAUAUUAACUAUUGUAAUAUAUUAAUGAAGAGGAAAAGGAGAAGUACUACAAGUUUGACGGUCAAUGAAAGCGUCACCAGUCACCACCCGCUAAUGAAAAUACUACAAUUUCAAAAAUAACUAAUUAUGAUAGUAAAAUAAUAUCUUUGAAUAGAACUGCGACAUAUCCGAACCCUUUUUAACGACGUAAGUAUAAUAAAGUACUCAUGCGACGCCGAACACUGAAAAUGAUUGCAGCAACUACAUUUGACACUGCCACUAAUGAGGUGCUGACUAAAAGUGUGACAUCUUCACUUGCGCCACGACACAAGAUCAUUAUUAUAAAACAAAGACAUCGGCGUCCGGUAGACAUGGCGACACAUAGACAAAAAGACUACGUAAACAAAAAAAGCACACUGCAAUUUACAUUAGUCAGCAAUUUCCCUGCGGUCGGUAGCCAUAACAGUAAUGAGUCCAAGCUAGAUUGAAACCGAUAAAUGGUUGUACUCGCUUUGUGGGUAAAUACAUCAAUCGCAAACUUCCAAAAAUUGAACAAGUAUGCGCAAAUAAUCGAAUCGCAAUAACAAUAACAACAAUAGUGCGGACAAAGACACUGGAGCCUGUAACUGAAAUAGAAGAAAUAAUUUUAGACACACAAGCAAACACCGAGAGUGUAUAUAAAAUAAUGCCAAGUCGCACGCAGACGAGCCGACGGUGUAAGAAGAAAGAACGUCCACAACGUCAACAAAGUCAAAAAUUUAAAUCUGUUGUACCAGCAGCCAAACAUCAAAACCAAACAAUGCUCGACGAGUCCCCAACAUCAGCAUUUACAACUUCAAUGAUCACAAAAGCAAUUGCAAUACCACCAAAAUUAUUAAGUGCUUCGUCAAAUAACGAAAGCAUGCAUUCAAUUACUAAAAUUGAUACCAUGCACUUGCCCGUCAGUUUUGUAACCAUGCUGCAAGUGCGGCUCGAUGGUAGGACUGCUGUUCAAACAACACCAGUUUUUGCCUCGCAUAUGAAUAUUCAAACAUUCUUCAAUUCUGAAAUCGCUACAGGUGUACAAUAUAACACGAUUGUACGCGCGCACUUACACUUACGUGGAUCGGGUGCACGAACAGGAACAUCAUGUUGAAUCUUCAACCACUGACGCGCCAGCUAACAUCGGCAGCGCUAACGCUUACAGCGGUCCUGUCGCAAUAAGUACAGUGCGUCUCAUACUUUUGGGUGUACAUAAAUAUCACUUAUGAAAGAAAGAUAAUCAACUACACGUGAAUACGUAUUUGCGACAUUGUUCUGGUGUUGUACUGGUCCCUUUGUCUCCACUAUCGCUAAAAAAUAACAAAUACCUUAUUAUAGAUAAAUAAAACCAACAACUUAUUCACAUGCAAAUAUAUAUAGAAGCAUAUAUAUAGGCCUCUUCUAUUCGCCACUUCUCUGAUCGGCUCGCUUGACAAAAAAUUUGCAUGUGAAAGCAACAUCAGUUAUAUUGAGCAAGAUUCGCCGCUAGUGAGUAUAGUUAUACCUCAAAAAACUGGUAGAACUCACUGUCAGCUGCUUCACCUAUUCGCCACUAGCUAACGCUUGGCGAAAAGAAGAGACCUUAUGUUGAGCCAACAUGCCUACAAACUUUACCUUUGUUAGCACUAUAAUGCUCGCAAUACCUGAGAUAGAUGGCGACGUUAACCUUGAAUUAUCGACUUAAUUUGGAAUUAGAGCGCUGAUAUCCAAGACUUACACACACCAUACCAGCAACACUUGUUCUUGGUUAUCCUAAACUCCACUUAACUUAGAAAACAUAAAGACUUGAUUUAAAUUUCUAAUUGUGCCCAGAUUCACCGACGUAGACCUACUUUUCUUGUCAGCUGACACGAUUAAACUUAUGGGAGCGCCAUGUAAAUGAAAACUCAUCAUCGUGUUCUUGCGACGUUAUCGUGUAUCGUGUACUGGUGUAAAUGAAAAAUUUUGAUUGUUUCGUAAACACGUGUCAGGUGGUUGCUCUCUCAUCACACGGUUUUGUCAAACGGUACAUUUUGAAUUCAUUAACAAAAUAAACUUAUUAAAAUUUAAAUUUUUAUGAAAAGAAUUUUAAAACGCGGUUUAAUAAUGUUAAUUAUAGAUAAAUGAACUAUUGCAUUUGUUCAUUUUUGGCUUUGGUUUAUUAUACUUACAAUGAGAAAUUGUAACUGAUAACGCGGAUGUGUGUAAAAGUAUGCAGGCAAAAAGAUGAAUAGCAGCAUUGUGACCAUACAACCAAACACAAACCCACACAAACCGAUGUGUUGUGUAAAUAUGUAACGAAACGAAAACAGCUGUUUUCUAUAGUCACAAUUUUGUGUACCUCACGAGCAACAGACAAAGUCUACGGUAACGUCGUUGAGUGUUGGCACCAUAAGUUAUUUAUUUUACAUUGAGAGACAUGAGAGAAUCAUACUGGCAUGUUGUUUUAUAGAUUCCUCCAAAUAUGCCAUACAAAAGAAGUAACCGAAACAAACAAGUUUGUAAUUAUAUUAUUUAUUUUAAUAUUUUGGAGCUGUUUCAGCAAUAGCAAUGUAAAAUUUGUUUUUAAAAAAUCAUUGUUUUUAGUAUAAGCGCACAUAGUACUCGAAUUAUUGUAUAAGGUAAAUUUUUUACCACAAUACUACCUUUUGUUAGCAUAAAAUUUUUAUCAGGCGCCGUAGCCGAAUGGGUUGGUGCGUGACUACCAUUCGGAACUCACAGAGAGAACGUAGGUUCGAAUCUCGGGCAAACACCAAAAUUAAGAAAAACAUUUUUCUAAUAGCGGUCACAUGAGAAAGCUACUCAAAAAAAUAUCUGCCGUUCGGAGUUGGCUUGAAACUGUAGGUCCCUCCAUUUGUGGAACCACAUCAAGACGCACGCCACAAAUAGGAGGAGGAGCUCAUCCAAAUACCCAGAAAGGGUGUACGCGCCAAUUAUAUAUAUAUAUAAAUUUAAUAUAUAACAUAUGUAUAAUUAAUAUAUAUAUAUAAAAUUGCGCCGUUAAUUGGGAUUAACGCCGCCAUUUGUCUAUGUUAAAAUGCCAUUGCGAGUGAUCAAAAGUGCGUAUUUUCAAAUCCAAAUUGAAAUACUCAAGCAAAUGCAAUUGUAUGCAUGUAUACCAAUAUAUUCAUAAGAAUUAACUAGUUGUAAGUUUAAGAAUGUAUGUAUAUAUGUGUAACAAAGUAGCCGUAAGUUGUAAAAAAAUAUUUUUAAAUACGUAUGUAUCUAUGGAUAUACUUGUAUCAUGUCAUGUAUAUUUUUCU
Molecule: messenger RNA, 12189 nt
Organism: Anastrepha obliqua
Lineage: Eukaryota; Metazoa; Arthropoda; Insecta; Diptera; Tephritidae
Exons: 5
Coding region: 426-8588 (2720 amino acids)
Source: RefSeq, a predicted model, not a curated record